Messenger RNA from Rhododendron vialii, 4284 nucleotides. RefSeq names its product probable nucleolar protein 5-2. Lineage: Eukaryota; Viridiplantae; Streptophyta; Magnoliopsida; Ericales; Ericaceae. The record is from RefSeq and is a predicted model, not a curated record. The transcript is spliced from 4 exons. Gene Ontology annotation, molecular function: snoRNA binding. Gene Ontology annotation, cellular component: box C/D methylation guide snoRNP complex; small-subunit processome. The coding region runs from base 1635 to 2222 and encodes 195 amino acids.
UUUUCAUAGCAUUAUCUAAUAGCAUUCUUUUAAGAAUGCUAUGAAAGAGAACCGAUUAUAGCGUUCGGCGAUUAGGAGGGGCGGAAAAACUCGUCCAGAGAUUACUAUAGCGUUCAUUAAAGUAAACAAUAGCGUUCCACCAAAAUUACUUUAAUUGGCGCCCUAAAUGCAACACCCCCUUCCGAAAAUUUCAUUCUUUCCUCCUCAGAGGCGCAAAUCUUCUUCGUUGUCGGCGUUGAAACCCUAGAAAUCAACUCAGUUCUUGCGUUGUAUCAGAAAUGGCAAGUUUCACUCAAGCUUCUCCUGGCGACGCCAAAUCGGGUGAGGCGAUCUUCAGGCCCAAGUGCGCUGAACAGUUCCACACAAUCGAGAAAUGCAUUGGACACAAACAAGAAAAACGAGGAUGUAAGCACUAAGCCCCACUGGUCUCCGCCAUUUGCGAGCGAGAGAAGUUUCCAGAAAUCAAGCCCAAUUUCAGAGAACCCACGAGUAGCAACAACAUGCGACAGAUACGUACGGCAAGCUGGUUGCCUCUCUCUCUCUCUCUCUCUCUCUCUCUCUCUCGGUCCCUCCCUCUCUUGCUAUACAUAUACAGGAAAAUCUACAACUACCAAUUUUAGAGAAACCUAGGUUUUUUUCUAGAAAAGAAACCAAAUUCAAAAACCCUCAAUUGUUUUCAGAAAUUAAGCACAAAGUGUAAGCCCUAGUUCUCUUAUAUAGCCCUAAAUUAACUCCUGGUUCGUAUAAAUUAGUAUAUAUGGCUUGGUUUUCAUUAUGCGCAUAAGAGUAAUUUAUGAGUUCAUGGAGAAGAAUUGAUACCUUGACUCGUUGAGAGUGUUCUAGUUACAUUCAAUACUCAAUAGAAUGUCAAACAUCAUAUAUUGGGUUCUUCUUGAUCAAGUUUUUUGUCACUUUAAUGGGAAUAGGGCCUAUAGGCAACUGGAUAUCUUCAUAUUUUGCCUUUUUGGGAUUUGUAUUAUCUGAAAAGAGAUUUGAUACUAAAUGAGCAAGGUCUGCUUCCUUUUUAAACAUUUAAUGGGUUUUGAAGUUUAACAGUCAUUUUGUUAGCUAUAUGAGCAAUGGGUGUUUAUUAUUGGGUGUUUAAUACUACUUCCUAUUUAUCCUUGAAAGGUAACUGGCAUUCCAGUGGGUGCAACUGAACUCUGUGGACUUAGAGAAAACCGUGGUAGAAAAUGAUAUGAAGAAUGCUUGGGGCCAACUCCAUUCCUAUGACAUAGCUAUUUAGUAAAACAUCUUCUUUGGAAAUCACUUCAACCACUCCCGAGAGGUAUACGACUGUUGAAAAUUUUAAUAGAACCCACUCAACCAAAUAAGUUUUUUCACAGUUCACCAUCUUUGUCUGGAAAACUUCCUGUUGAACUUCAUGAAUUUUGCUACAUUUAUUAAAGUUCAAGCUAAAGUGUAAAUGAAUUUGCUCGAAUGGUCUAGUUGGGGCCAUAAUUGUUGUAACUUGUAAUGUAAUGAAGUAGGCGACUCCCAUUUAUUGCUCUAUCUCUCUUUGUAGAGUAAAAGAGUUUGUUUCACCCAUGGUUUUUAUUGUUUUUUUGCUUAUCAAGAGAAAGAGAAGAUAGCAAGUUAACAGACUAAUUUGUAGUAGCACAUCAGAUAUAGGGAUGUGUAAAAGCCAAUUGCAAAAAAUUGGCUCAGAGAAGUGCUUCAACCUGCCAGCUUAUUCAUGUGUCCAAGAAGGUCUGGAUCAUACGUUGAGGCUGGCAGAACAUGUGGCUGCAGAGAUAGCUCUGAACACACUUGCAAACAGAGGCCCUUCUAAGGCGCUGGCUUCAAAAGUUUUGGUUGUGAAGCUAAAAGCUUUCUCCAAGUUUGAGAACACAUCUGAAGCCUUGUCGGCAGCCACCUUGUUGAUUGAUAGCAAGCCUAGCAAAGGUCUGCGCAAGUUUUUACGUGCUCAUUGUGAUGGUGAAACAUUAGCUGUUGCUGAUUCUAAACUUGGAAAUGCCAUUAAGGAGAAGCUGCAAAUUGAAUGUGUUCACAACAAUACUGUCAUGGAACUGAUGAGAGGGGUAAGAAGCCAACUGACGGAACUCAAAGCUGGCCUCGCUUCUCAGGAUUUGGCUCCAAUGAGCUUGGGUUUAUCUCACAGCCUAUCUCGAUAUAAGUUAAAAUUUAGUUCUGAUAAGGUGAGUUCGUUGGUAUUUCUCUUUUGGUUGGUAAAUUGGCAUACUGUCGUUUAUAGUUGCUAGAGGUGAAUGGUGAUCUCUUUGUUAUGAAACUUGCAUUGCUAAUAAUUUUUUGUCUUCCCUGCAUAAUUUCGUUGGAUCAUGUUCGUGGUCAGUUGUUACAGCCUUUCAAAAUGUAACAGCGUAGUGCAGUUUUUAUAUGUUUUUGGUAGUGAAGUGGGAACUGCAUCAUUUGGUUUGGGUGAGAAGAUGGCUCCUAUUAUUUGUGUGUGAUUCUUUCAGUUGGGGGAGGGGUCCCAAAUAUCUCUAUCCUCCAUUUGAUCAUUUCGCUUAAUUGUAUUGGGAGUAGCAGACAUGAAAUGCUUUAUGGUCCUGUUCCUAGUCCUAGGCCAACUCCGACUGCCAUUAUACUUUGGCUAAUGAGGAGGAGCCCUGGGAUCUUACCACGGCUUCACAAAAGUUUUUUAGAGACGGCCAAGUGGAGCUUGAUUGCCAGUUAUCUAGCCAAAGGAAAGUACCAUUAUUACCAUUUCCUACCACAUACUUUGAUAAGAGGAUUCCCCAAUUCCCUUUAUCCAAACACCUUCAUAUGGUUGAUGAGGAAAUUUGAGGUUUAUUCAUGUGCCACAGGUUUUUAUUUUUUAUUUUUUACUUGUAACUUAAACUUAUUUCCGUUGUUUGCGAUACCUACCAAGUUCCAUUUAACUUUUCCACCAAUACUUACGGACCACAACAGUCCAUAAGAAAGCUCUUAGCAACAUUUCAAUCUCUUUCAGAAUUUUCUGAUGUAAAUGAAGAUGGAGCACCAAUAAACUGCACACAAUCUAAUAAGAAAGACUGAAUACGCUGACCAAACGAAAAGUGUUGAGUUUUACCGUUCUUGAUCCUUGGAGUAGUUCUAUCAUUCAACUGCACACAAUCUAAUAAGACAACUUUGAGGACAUGAGAGGCACACCUAGACAUCUCGCUGGAAGCACACCAAUUGGGUAGAAAAAACUGACUCAAAACUGUUUAUGUAAGUCUGCACUGACCCUGAAUAGAACAUAGAACUUUUUUGUAGCUUUGGCUGCAGCCCAAAGGCUGACUGAAAAUCUUGUAAAGCCUCAUUUACAAUAAAAAGAUCAUCAAAAGUAAGAUGAUUGGUUUGUGAUGUUUGGCACUAUGGGUGAUAAGUGGAAUCCCCGUUUACAAUUUUUUUUUGUCUGAGAAUUGAAAAAACACCCUCCACAACCAUUUGGAACAGAUAUGGAUGUAUAGGGUCGCCCUGCCAAAGGCUUUUUUCUCCUUUGAAAAAGCCUUUAAGCUCUCAAUUCACCUUGUUUUUGCUAGUCAACUUUUGCUAGACAAGUCCUAGAACACCUUGUCUUUUGUCUUUAGGAUAUACAUCCACAACAUCCUUAAUGUGUCGGCGAUGAAGAUUAGGAAGUACUCGUUUCCACCUAACAAUUCCACUUUAAAGGAAUCACAUACAUGAUAGAUACAUCAGAGUUAACAAUAUCUUUGUUCGCUCGAAGAGCUGAAAGAAACAUUGCUCUGUUUAUCCAAGGGUUUAAUUCAUUCCCCUUUCUAGCUGGAAUGGGAGAUUUCCUUCUUUAAGAAUCUCCCAGCCUUUCUAGCUCAUGCAGGUAUGGUCCAAGUGUGUUCUGCUAUACUGCUAAAUGGUUGUUUGCUGGAAUAUAGUAUUAUAGCUGCUGAAUUAGGAAAUUAGUUCCUGAAUUUGGUGCAUAGAAGUUGGAAUGGUUAUUUCGAGAGCCUAAAGGUAUGCUGGUUGCUGAGUGUUAGAAAGAUUUAAAUUUUCCAAAUUGAAAUUGAAAUGUUUUCUUUCGUUGUAGGUCUUCAAGUAGAAAGAGAAGAUCAAUGCUGAUCAAAGAAAAAACAGAGAAGAUCAAUGCUUUGUCAUGUGAAGAUGGAGAUUAUGAUCUUGCUAUCGCCGGUUGAAACUUAGUUGAACCAUUUUCCUUGACACUUUCUUUUCUCUUCUUUAUUUUAGUAUGAAGAGCGGUAGGCUAUUUUAGGGCUAUUUAGAUGUUUAUAUGAUGUCUUUUUGCAUUUGGAAGCUACUGGCUUUUUUCUAUGUUAACACAAUACUUCAAUUUGGAUGAAAUAUUAUUUAUUUCCAUGUUAA